CCCUCCCCACCAAUCAUGCACCGCCUCCUCCUUCUAUAUAAUCACACCACCGCCCCCGCGGGCACACCAUCUCCACAUUCAUCCCUCAACAAUCUGUCCGACUCCGGCCAUCUCUCCGGCAACCACCGUAUCCGCGCGUCCACCCUUCGUAGCGACGAGAAGAUGAGUUCUGCCGGCAGCGGGAGGGGCAAGGGCAAGGCGGUGUCCAAGACCGUCUCGCGGUCUUCCAAGGCCGGCCUCCAGUUCCCCGUCGGCCGCAUCGCCAGGUACCUCAAGAUCGGCAAGUACGCCCAGCGCGUCGGUGCCGGCGCCCCUGUCUACCUCUCCGCCGUCCUCGAGUACCUCGCCGCUGAGGUCCUGGAGCUCGCCGGCAAUGCUGCGCGCGACAACAAGAAGACCCGGAUCGUGCCGCGCCACAUCCAGCUGGCGGUCCGCAACGAUGAGGAGCUGAGCCGGCUUCUGGGCGCGGUCACCAUCGCCGCCGGUGGUGUGCUGCCCAACAUCCACACCACGCUGCUCCCCAAGAAGGUCGGCAAGGGCAAGGGCGACAUCGGCUCCGCGUCCCAGGAGUUCUAGAACCUCGCAGAUCAAACUAGAACUAAUCUAACAACGUUCUGGGUCAAUCUGGUUCUUGUUAUUAUUCAUCGUGAUAUGUCAACGUGAAAACAUCUUAUUGAUGUCUAUGAUGCGGAAUGAAUGGUGAAAACAUGUUUUUACA
Messenger RNA from Triticum aestivum (bread wheat), 718 nucleotides. Its product is annotated as probable histone H2AXb. The transcript is spliced from 2 exons. Gene Ontology annotation, cellular component: nucleosome. Lineage: Eukaryota; Viridiplantae; Streptophyta; Magnoliopsida; Poales; Poaceae. Bases 16 to 576 code for a protein of 186 amino acids. Gene Ontology annotation, molecular function: DNA binding; protein heterodimerization activity; structural constituent of chromatin. The record is from RefSeq and is a predicted model, not a curated record.